CCGGAAAAUUGUCCAUACACACGUAUACACGCACAAGAGGGCAGGUGUGAAGGCCGGUUCGGAUGGUAAACGGAGUUACUCCGCUAGCCCGGUUCUAAACACUGUGAGAAACCACCUUUUCCCGGAGCGACCGCUAAAGAAUGGCCGACACGGGUUGUGUUCACUUCGAGGCGUACGUGAAGGAGUACGGGAUCGAUUCGUUCAGCGUGGUGCACGCAUACUUUAGUGCGUGCAUCAAUCGGGAGGCCCGGCGCCGCAAGGCUCUUUCCUGUCUUUGUCAUAAGUGCGGCAGUUCCGGCCCCCAGCUGUACUCCUGUCUGCACUGCAUCUACUUUGGCUGCAAGGGCGCCCACAUCAACGAGCACCACAAGCAGACGAAGCACUAUAUGGCGCUCGAGCUGUGCUACGGUAUGCUGUACUGCUACCAGUGCCGUGAUUUUAUCUACCACCGCGAGUGCCAGCUCAUCGCCGAACGGCACCUGCGGCGCGAAGCCCGCAGUCUCAACAAAAGCCUCUCCUGGCGACCGUGGAGCCCGUCGCAGCUGGAGAUCGAGCUGCUGGUGAAGAACCCAAAGCGGCGCCACGUGACUGCCUUCACCAGUAUCGGGCUGCGCGGAUUGCUGAACCUCGGUUCGACCUGCUUCAUGAACUGCAUCGUGCAGGCUCUCAUCCACACGCCCCUGCUGCGUGACUACUUUCUGUCCGAGCUGCACGAAUGCACAACGAAGAACGCGACCAAGUGUCUUGUGUGCGAGGUGUCGCGGCUCUUCCAGGAGUUUUACUCCGGUGCGCGGGGUCCCCUGUCGCUGCACCGGCUGCUGCAUCUGAUCUGGAACCAUGCGCGCCACCUGGCUGGUUACGAGCAGCAGGAUGCGCACGAGUUUUUCAUCGCCACGCUUGACGUUUUGCACCGGCACUGCAAGAUCUCGAUGACGGAGCUAGCUGCCAACGCGGUAGCGGCGACGAGUGGAUCUUCGACAGCGGCAGCCGGUAGCAGUGGGCCAAGUGCCGCACAGCCGGAUCCGAACCCGGCGCAGUGUAGCUGCAUUAUCGAUCAAAUCUUCACCGGCGGGCUGCAGAGUGAUGUCGUGUGUCAAGCGUGUAACGGCGUCUCGACGACGAUCGACCCAUUCUGGGACAUUUCCCUCGAUCUGGGUGAAUCGAGCACUGGCGGAGGCUACGGUGGUCCACCGAAAUCGCUGAUCGACUGUCUGGAGAGGUUCACGCGCGCCGAACACCUGGGCUCGAGCGCCAAGAUCAAGUGUAGCUCCUGCAUGAGCUACCAGGAGUCGACGAAGCAGCUAUCGAUGCGAACGCUUCCGAUCGUCGCCAGCUUUCACUUGAAACGCUUCGAACACUCUAGCCUGAUCGACAAGAAAAUCUCUACCUUCAUCUCAUUCCCGUCGGAGCUGGACAUGACCCCUUUCAUGUCGCAAAAGAAAACCGACCAGGCCGAUUUCCGGUACUCGCUGUACGCCGUCAUCAAUCACGUCGGCACGCUCGAUGCCGGCCACUAUACGGCGUACGUUCGGCACCAGAAGGACAUUUGGGUAAAGUGUGACGAUCAUAUCAUUACGACGGCCACCUUGAAGCAGGUUCUCGACAGUGAAGGGUAUCUUCUGUUUUACCACAAAAAGAUUCUGGAAUACGAGUAAUGCGGAGCACGAUGAGACGUCGGUUGGGGCCAUUUCAUUCCUCGGCGACCGAUACAGGCGAAACUGAUGGCAGGCUGAGGAGGACUAUUUUCACGAAGACUGUAAAACUCUAAGUCUAAGCUGGUAGUGAGAGGCAGGCGAAGGAUCGGACGAUCAUGAUUCAGUGCACACACAAACACACACACGUUCACCAAACAAUCGGACAGACGCCGAAUUCCUCCCGAACACCUGACGCAUUCUUCGUCCAUUUAUUUAUUGAAAGUGGUGCCGAGUUCCUUUCGCUACUACCUCUCGCAUCGCGUCGACUCAUUUUUCAUGUCUUAUCGGAGUACAGUAGAAUACACGGAAAAAGGC
Messenger RNA from Anopheles bellator, 2009 nucleotides. RefSeq names its product ubiquitin carboxyl-terminal hydrolase nonstop (gene not). Gene Ontology annotation, molecular function: cysteine-type deubiquitinase activity; zinc ion binding. The record is from RefSeq and is a predicted model, not a curated record. The transcript has 5 exons. Gene Ontology annotation, biological process: protein deubiquitination. Bases 141 to 1655 code for a protein of 504 amino acids. Lineage: Eukaryota; Metazoa; Arthropoda; Insecta; Diptera; Culicidae.